Anguilla rostrata (American eel) is the source of this 3003-nucleotide messenger RNA. Its product is annotated as cathepsin A-like. Gene Ontology annotation, biological process: proteolysis. Bases 197 to 1603 code for a protein of 468 amino acids. Gene Ontology annotation, molecular function: serine-type carboxypeptidase activity. Lineage: Eukaryota; Metazoa; Chordata; Actinopteri; Anguilliformes; Anguillidae. The record is from RefSeq and is a predicted model, not a curated record. The transcript has 11 exons.
GAUAUGGUCAUAUGACUGACCGUACACGGAUGGUAUGUGGAAUCAAAGCGGUUAGUGGUGCUGUUUGGGAACUGCGAUUAUAUAGCUAACUAGUUAGUAUAGUUUUCUGGAGACAUCUGUGUGCCACCUAUAACGUAUGUUUUUUUUUCAUUUUACAAAGACUAUUCCUUGAUUUUGUUUGAAGACUGCAGACAGAAUGCGUUUGUGUACUUUGGCAUUUUUUUCCUUGGUUCUGUGUAAUGUCACCUGGGCUGUAUACGAUCCGGAUGAGGUGACCGACUUACCUGGAAUGUCCUUUAAGCCCAACUACACACAGUGGUCCGGCUACCUCAAAGCGAGUUCUGGGAAGUAUCUCCAUUACUGGUUCGUGACGUCACAGAGGGACCCAGAAAAAGACCCCGUUGUUCUCUGGCUGAACGGCGGUCCGGGAUGCAGCUCGUUGGACGGGUUCCUUUCUGAGAACGGACCUUUUCACGUGGCAGACGAUGGUGCUACCCUGUAUCAGAAUGAGUUCAGCUGGAACAAAGUCGCUAACGUGCUGUACCUGGAGUCACCUGUUGGUGUGGGAUAUUCUUACUCGGAUGAUAAGAAAUAUAAAACGGAUGAUGAUGAGGUGGCCGAGAACAACUAUCUGGCCCUGCAGAGCUUCUUCCAGAAGUUCCCCAACUUCACCAAGAACGAGUUCUACGUGUUCGGGGAGAGCUACGGCGGGAUUUACGCCCCCACGCUCAGCCUCAGGGUGGCGGCCGGGAGCGCCCCUAAGAUGAAUUUAAAGGGCUUCGGAGUGGGGAAUGGCAUCAGCAGCUUCGCCCUCAACGACCAGUCGCUCGUCUACUUCGGAUACUACCACGGCCUCUUCGGAGAGCAACUGUGGGCGGAUCUCAACAGCCAUUGCUGCAAAGACGGCGCCUGCAACUUCUACAACAGCAGCCAGCCGGACUGCGUGCAAUCGGUGUCCGAGGCGUUCGGUAUUAUCUACGAGUCGGGCCUUAACGAGUACGCCCUGUACCUGGACUGCGCCGGGGGGGCGACGUCGGUGAGGUCGUACCACAAGACCAUGCUCAACCUCUUCAGGAACUACAGGAAGCAGUGGAGCACUGACAAUCUGGCCUCCAGGGAGGGAGGGGCCAGCGGCGUGCCGGCGGGCGGUCUGCGGGGGGUGCCUCCCUGCAUCAACAGCACCGCGCAGAUAAACUGGCUGAACCGAGGCGACGUGCGCAAGGCCCUGCACAUCCCCGACACCCUGCCGCCCUGGGACAUCUGCAGUGACGAGGUUGGAAUGCAGUACCAGGUGAAGUACAGCACCGUGAGGGAUGUGUACCUGAAGCUGCUGAGCCUGGGCCUCAGGGCGCUGGUGUACAACGGGGACACGGACAUGGCCUGCAACUUCAUUGGAGACCAGUGGUUCGUGGAGCAGCUCAACCAGAAGGAAACCGCCAGCUACCAGCGCUGGUUAUACGACAAACAAGUCGCCGGGUUCUACCAACAAUUUGGCAACAUAACCUUCCUGACGGUGAAAGGGGCAGGUCACAUGGUACCACAGUGGGCUCCAGGACCCGCCCUCCACAUGUUCCAGUCUUUCCUGGCCAACAGCCCUUACUGAGCAUGCUCGGGACUUUUCUCCCCCGUCAAUCACUUCUCUGACCACUCCCCCUUGUUCCAGAACAAGAGAUCAUUGCUGCAGAGUGCUAAUUAGAAAUACAGAUCUAGCAGCAGCUUUAAGGUAAAACCAGCUGUCCUCAAAUGUUUGUGUGCCCUAUCAUAUUGAUUUUCAGCUGUCUAUUUUUGUAUGUUUGUUUACCUCAGCCUUGGAGAACACAAUAUAAAUCAUUUUGUUCCCGAUAUCUUACUUUCAACUUACUUCACGGUGUAACUUAUAAGGGAUACAACCAUUUUAAAUGGCUUUGAGAUAAUUGGGGUUCUUUGGCACCAUCUAAACUGAUUUGUAUUUGUAUUAUCUUUUUAAAACACAAAAAUCAUGGCGUUUGAGAAACAUCACAUUCAGGAAGGUAAUAUAUUCAUUCCUGUGCCAGAAUAACCAAUGAUGUCUAGACUGAUUUUUGUCCUGACCUAGUUUCUCCCUUCUUGGGGGUGGGGGGUAGGGGGAAAGAACGAUAUGUUUAAUUUAUCAGGAGCCCAAACUGUGAUUCCAGGCUCACUGUGUUUAGUUCCAGAGGUACUGGCCUGACUGUAUGGGAACAGAUAGAGGUUUAUUGUGAGGAUUGGAACAUGUCCACAUCACUUUAAUGUGCCUCAGGUUUGAGUUAAUUGCACUUAACAGGAAAUGAAUGUUAAUAUGAGCCCACUGAGCAAGGACUGCACUGUACUGUCAUUUAAUCCGUACAAACAUUCACCGCUGAUCAUUGCCCUGCCGUGGCUUGUUCAAUGCAACAUAGCUUUUUAAUUGAUCUUUGCAGUUGCCAUUUCCAAUAGCUGUCUGUCCAAAAGAGCAUCUAUUCGUCAUUCGUGUCUUAUUUUGAUUACAUUGCGCCUUCUCUAAAUUCAUCUGGGAAGGCAAUUCCGAUGAAGCGGUCAUAGUUGUGCCUUUUUAUGGUCAGUGGUCUCGUAAUGUCGUUGGGGAAUUAUGCUGCGUGUUUUCUGGGUAAGAGCACAGGGGUUUGUGUUGCCCUGGCAACAAGGGAAAAGGGGAGGAGUUUCAGAAGGACUCCAUCCUGCUGAUGGGAGAGUACGGCUGUGUGACCCUCAGAAUGGUUGGAGCUGUCAUUAGUGACUCCGUGAUUUCAGCCAGUCAGCUUGCUGUGCUCUGAACAGCCAAUCACUGACUGCCAUCAUGGUGAGGAGAGCCUGACCCUUUAUGAGAGUAACGUAGCUCUGUUAUCUUAUAUUACCACAGCAAUCUACUUGUCAUAUCUCACCCUUCAGGUGUCACGUGUAGGUGGCACUGUUGUGGAUGAAUACCCUCAUUAAAGGCAAUCGAAUCAGUGCAAUUUUUUCUUUUUGUCUUUAAAUCCUCGUUUCCUAAUAAAACAUUCUUGGUAUGAA